UGUGUGUGUGUGUGUGUGAGAGUGAGUAUAAAAGGCACUGCAGAUACAGGACAGAACUUUCACUUUCGCUUUAUUCGGCUCUUCUUUCGGAACAGAGACAUGUUCGUCAGCGAUGCUUUUGGGAUGCAGUGAAGUCCAGGAGGGACGCAGUGUGAGGCCGAACCGAGCCCAGUCACUCGACAUUCUCUUGUGUGCACAUGGCCAGGAUGGAGAAGAAAGAGAAUGGUGCAUCACAACAAGCCUCCUGACCCCUCUGCCUCGCCACAAGACGACGUACCAGUCCCCGAGUCCACCGUCGUCCCGGUGGCGCCGACUCCUCAGACCCACUUCCGACCGUUCCGGGACGUGUUAGAGCGUUCCCUGGUGGCCAGCGCGACAUACUUCUUGGGGAACAGUGGAUUUUACUGGGGUCCUCUAGAUGUGGACGAAGCUCACGGUCGCCUGGCGUCUCUCCCAGUGGGGACUUUCCUUAUCCGGGACAGCAUGCAAACGGAUGUAUUCUUCACUCUGAGCUACCGGUCUGCAGAGGGACCCACCAGCGUCCGGGUUCUCCUUAAAGCCAGUGGAUUUGCCCUGGAUGGUAGCAAGCACAUUUUCCCAUGUCUUUUCAAACUGCUGGGGUUUUACAUGGCGUCCCCCAAGAGGAGCCUGAAGCAGCCUUAUCGUGGUUCUUCUCCUCAGAAACUCCAGGAGAUAUGCAGGAGAGCCGUGGUCAAAGCUUACGGCAGAGAGAAGCUCGAGGAACUCCCUGUAAGCACAGUGCUGAAAGAUUUUCUUUUGUCCUAUCCUUUCAGCAUUUGAAAAAAAGAGGACACCUGUAUGUUUAUAUUUUACAGAGGAUCGAUGAGGUACAGUCACUUUCACAAGCACUACGUCAGGUGUUUGUCCUGAUCAUUUGACAUGCCUGCUGUGCAGACAUCAUGGAUAUCAUUUUGUUUAUUUUGUGGUUUUUAUUUUCCCACAACAUAGGAAAUGUAGAUCUACCAAAUAAUGUAAUGUUUUUAACUGUUGUGACAUAUUUUUAUAUAUAUAU
Messenger RNA from Silurus meridionalis, 1033 nucleotides. It is a transcript of the gene socs1b, whose product is annotated as suppressor of cytokine signaling 1b. Gene Ontology annotation, biological process: phosphatidylinositol phosphate biosynthetic process; intracellular signal transduction. Gene Ontology annotation, molecular function: 1-phosphatidylinositol-3-kinase regulator activity. NCBI's taxonomy places the organism in Eukaryota, Metazoa, Chordata, Actinopteri, Siluriformes, Siluridae. Gene Ontology annotation, cellular component: phosphatidylinositol 3-kinase complex. The record is from RefSeq and is a predicted model, not a curated record. Bases 223 to 801 code for a protein of 192 amino acids. The transcript is spliced from 2 exons.